Cheilinus undulatus (humphead wrasse) is the source of this 3942-nucleotide messenger RNA. It is a transcript of the gene srrm1, whose product is annotated as serine/arginine repetitive matrix 1. Gene Ontology annotation, biological process: mRNA processing; regulation of mRNA splicing, via spliceosome. Bases 806 to 3235 code for a protein of 809 amino acids. Gene Ontology annotation, molecular function: RNA binding. Lineage: Eukaryota; Metazoa; Chordata; Actinopteri; Labriformes; Labridae. The transcript has 15 exons. Gene Ontology annotation, cellular component: spliceosomal complex. The record is from RefSeq and is a predicted model, not a curated record.
UAGAAAUAGGCAUAAAACUGAUUUAUUCUGAGAUAAUCAUGUUUUGCUGUUAUGUGAAAAAGUGCCUUCAUUCAGCAGUCUUCUAAUGAUGAUGUGAUUUAUGAUUUAAAAGGCCUGAACCAAUAUGGAUGUUAUACCUUGCAUCAGAAGUAUAGCACCAACACCUAAUUAGCUCUCUCCUGAGCCCAAAGUCACUGAGCCCAACUCUCCCUUCAUGAUGCAGUGUGUGGUUUGAGAUAAAUGAUAUAACAUUAAGCUCAAGGUGGUUGAGUCUCAAGCAGUAGGGAGGCGGAAGCAAGCCAAGGGAGCUCCGUGCCCACUGAUCCCACGGGACUCACUGAAGACACCGGAACUGUACUUGCUGUGUUGGGUUUUAACGCACUCUGUAUUGUGGCUAUAUGUUUAACUCCUGAAUGUGUAGACUGUGGGGAGACUAGAGAAAAUGGGGUGGGUAGGGACACUGAUAUGUAAACUAGUGCAAAUAGCACUGAGGAAAUCUAAUGAUGACAGAAUAUAUUUUGUUUUACUGAAGUUUUUGAUACAUUUUAUAUCUAAGGAAUAUAUCAGUAUAUAACAGCAGUAUUGCAUGCAGAUGUAUUUCAGUAGAUGUCUCCCCUCAGCUAGCUUGCAUUCUCAAUAUCAUGAGUUUGUGAGUAUAUCAGUCACAUUUUAAUUUUGCUUGACCCAGAUAUGUUUAAAUAUCUUAGUUUUAAAUGUUUUAUGUGGUUAAAUACAUAGUCACAGGUAAAGUUAGUGAGAACUAGAAGGUAGGCAGUCCCCCUUGUGGGAUCCUACCUCCCCUCUGAUGUGUUUCCAUCCAAUGUUUCAACUUCCAUAUGGUCUUUUCUCUCCCCCCUUCGUAUGUGUGUUACAGCACCCAGAUAGCAAGAUGAUGCAGAUCAACCUGACAGGCUUCCUGAAUGGGAAGAAUGCGCGGGAGUUCAUGAAGGACCUGUGGCCCCUGUUGCUGAGUGCCCAGGAGAACAUUGCUGGCAUCCCGUCUGCUUUUCUAGAACAGAAGAAAGAGGAAAUUAAACAGAGACAGAUUGAACAAGAGAAGCUUGCUUCCCUGAAGAAGGUUGAUGAGGAUAAGAAGGACAUCAGAGAGAGGGCUCAGUCAAAGAGUCCAAGGAGGCGGAAAACAAGAUCACCGUCACCUCGGCGAAGGUCACCGGUGAAGCGAGAAAGGAAACGCAGUGCAUCACGCUCUCCUAGACGCAAACCCAGCCCAGCUGGGGGCUCUUCGCCACCUCCACCACUGAUGCAGCUGCCCACAAAACCUUUGGAGCAGCUUGUGGAGCCAGAAACAUCAGAACAGAGAGCUAUGCCGGAGCCAGUCAUCCAGGAAGCUACUUCUGCUCGUGACAAUGUUGUGGAGGUGUUGAAAGCAGACUCUGUGGCUGAAGUCAGAGAACCCUCACCAGAGAAGGUUCACAAAAGAGAAGAGAGGCCCAGGUCCAGGGACAGGGAAAGGGAAAGGGAAAGGGAAAAAGACAGCAGGAGGGAAAGACCGCAUCAUCGUUCACGUUCUCAUUCCCGCUCUCGCCGGCGACGCUCCCGUUCUAGAUCCUAUUCACCUCGCAGAAGACCAAGUCCAAGAAGGAGAAUGUCACCCCGUCGAAGGAGUCCCCCUAGACGUGGUCCAGCUGGCUCCAGACACAGACAUAGACGCUCUCCUGUACGCAGGAGGCGCUCUCGCUCUGCUUCAUCCUCUAGCAGCUCCUCUGGCUCUCGGUCACCGAAAAAAUCAUUGAAAAGAAUAUCCAACACACCUCCCCGGAAACAAGUGCAUCAUCCUGAAACUUCCAUUAGCCCCGCAGGGAAGGAUAGACGGUCCCCAUCUCCACGAGCCAGAAGAGGCAGAGGCUCUGCAACACCACCCAGAUCAUCUGGUUUAAAACGAAAACAAGGAGGAAGGGGUGAUUCUCCAGCUGAUAAUGCAAAGCCCAGACCUUCUGAGGGGUCAGAGUCAGAGGAGGAUAAAAAUGAGAAAGGGGCAACAGCAGAUUCCGUGCAGCAGCGACGUCAGUAUCGCAGACAGAAUCGUCAGUCGUCUUCAGAUACAGGGUCUUCCUCCUCAGAUGAUGACGGACCUAAGAGACCAACAGCAGGGCCAGGUGCCAGGAAUGGUGAAGUCCGAAGAAGACGCAGUCGUACCCCAUCCCCACGGAGGCGACACAGAGAGGUCUCUCCAAGAAAAAGACGUUCUCCAUCUCCUGCACGCAGACGUCGCUCCCCCUCUCCCCCACGUCGUCGCCGAUCUCCUUCUCCUGCCAGAAGAAGGUCUCCCUCUCCACCUCCCCGUCGUCGUUCCCCGUCCCCCAGAAGAUAUUCUCCUCCUAUCCAGCGUCGCUACAGCCCCUCACCACUGCCUCCACUGAAGAGGAGGAUGUCUAUAUCUCCAAAGCGCUCAUCUCCAGGAGCCAAGCGACGGCUCUCCAGGUCCCCUAAGCGCAGAAGUUCUCCUGCUCAAAGAAGACGCACACCUCCAUCGUCCUCGUCCCCACCCAGACACAGGAGAAGCCCAAUGAUGCAGUCAGGAAGGCCAAGCAGAGACACACGAUCCCCCGUGGCAGUGGCCAGUCGCCUUUCCCCUUCUCCGGCCAACCGCAGUCGCCCUGUUAGGGGUUCACCAAGUCCGCAGGGAAGAUAUGAAACCUCCAGUACAUCCCCAUCAAACCAGCAAAGACAGCAGUCACCUUCACAUAGUGGCAAACCCAUUCGCAGAGUGUCGCGCACGCCAGAGCCUCGCAACAACCAGAGAUCAUCUCCAAGUCCCCAGCCAAUGAGAAGAGCAUCCUCUCGAUCCAGAUCUGUUUCUCCACAGCCAGCAGCUCAGAAACGUCCAGCUCCAACAUCUGCCUCCCCCUCCCCGUCUCACUCAGCCAGUGGUUCUCCGCCACCAGUCAAAAAGCCCAGCAGCGGCUCAGGCAGUCAAUCCCCAAGCAAGAAUUCAGAUGUUGAUGGAAGUGGAAAGAAAAAGAAAAAGAAGAAGGAAAAGAAACAUAAGAAAGAGAAGAAACACAAGAAGCAUAAGAAACAUAAGAAGGAGAAGAGCAGUGGCGCUGUGGCUGCAGAUGGACAAGAGAACCAGGGCGUGGAGGAGGAUGCAGACUCAAGAAAGGAGUCAGACAGUGAAGUAGAGGAUAGCUUGGAUGACCUGGAAAAGCACCUUCGUGAAAAGGCUCUUCGCUCCAUGAGGAAGGCUCAAAUGUCUCCGUCACAGAUGUCCUGAAAUGAGGAGCUUUCUCAUUAAUGGUUUUUCAACUCUAUCUUGAUGUUUGUCAUCAACCUGGUUCAGCUUUAGAAUGUACAAAUUGUUAAAUCUUGAGUAAUUUUGUUUCCUUUUUACUGGUUUGGUACUUCUGAACUGUGUGUCUCAUCAGGAGCUUGCUUUGUCAGUUAGGGUAUUAUCUAUACUGUCAAGACGCUUGUGUUGUCUAUAAUUUUAAAUUGUUGAGCAGGGGAAUGGUUUCAGCUCAGACGUGUGCAUCUGGCAGGUUUAAAACAUUUUCCAAAGCCUACAGUAGAUUCCACUGAGAAAUGAUUGCAUGUGUAAGUGAAAGUAUUUGAUGUGCAUGAACUACUGCACUUGUGGAGUAAAGGCAAAAAGCAGACCUACAGUAACACUAUUACCAAUGCCUUUAAUUAGUGGUUGUACAACUGUCUCCAGCCACAGGCAGUAACAAAUUCUCAUCCCAUACUAUAACUGAAUAGACAUUUUUGACAUUAUCUAACAUAAUGUUUCCUGAUUUUGAAAUGGGGGAGUAACAAUCUCAUGUGUUACAGAAUAUACUUUUAAUUUCUCCUUUUGGAUUGAUGCAAAUUUUUAUUUUGACUCCUUGCACCAUGCUUAUCUCUGUUGGACUGUGAUAUUUGUAUUUAGUACCCCUAGCUCUUGUCAACUUGUCAUCCUUUCAAAAUAAAACCUUUUUAUAGGAA